AGGACAAAGAAUUAAGUGAGCGUGAAGAAACAAAGAGACAAAAAGAGGAUCUGGAAAAGAUGAGCACGGACAUAAAUGAACAAAAACAAGAGUUGAAGAACUGCAGAGACCUUCUAGAACAAGAAAGAGGAGACAUUAAGAAUAAAUGGACACAAAUACAGCAGAGAAUUGAUGAAUUUGAGGAUCAAGUCAGAAAACAGAAGGAAGAGGAUAUAACAGAACAGAAGAAGCUGAAAGAAGAAAGAAAAAGUCUAGAAAAAUCCAAAGCUGAGAUCCUAGAGGUGAAAACUAAAGCUGAGCAGCAACAUCAUGAUAUAAACCUAAAAACACAAGAGUUAAACACACUGCAAGGACAGAUUAUGAAAGAAAAAGAGAAAGAAGAAGAAGAAAUGACAGUAAGAGCAAAGAUGGAGAGAGAAGAACUUGAUCAGAUAAAGAGUGAACUGGAGAGAGAGAAAACUGAAAUAGAUCAUGAGCAGAAGAAAAUGGAUGAUGACAGGAAGAUGAUUGAACAGGAAAGAAAGGACCUGGAGAAGAUGAGGACUCAAAUAAUGACACAAAGACAGCAAAUGGAAGAAGACAUGAGAGAGGCAAUCCAACUAGAGAGAUCAGCACUUGACCAGAAAAUACAAGAGAUUGAUCUAGAAAAGGACAACAUUGAAAAGAACAAAGAAAUAAUAAAAAAAAUAAUGGAUGAGGUGGAGGAACAGAGACAUGGUAUUACAAUCCAGAAAGAAGAGCUUUACCUUGAGAAACAAAAGAUCACAGAUGAAAAAUAUCUUCUGGCUCAAAGAAAGACUGAACUGCAAAAUGAAGUUGAACGAAUCAGAUAUAUGGAGGAGGAAAUAAAGAAGGAAAGAGAAAAACUGAAGGAAAUGGAAGCUCAUCUACGAAAGGACAAAGAAUUAAUUGAAAGUGUCAUUGAAGAAACAAAGAGACAAAAAGAGGAUCUGGAAAAGAUGAGCACAAACAUAAAUGAACAAAAACAAGAGUUGAAGAAUUGCAGAGACCUUCUAGAACAGGAAAGAGAAGAAAUGAAUAAUAAAUGGACACAAUUACAGCAGAGAAUUGAUGAAUUUGAUGCUCAAGUCAGAAAACAGAAGGAAGAGGAUAUAACAGAACAGAAGAAGCUGGAAGAAGAAAGAAAAAGUCUAGAAGAGACCAAAGCUGAGAUCCAGGAGUUAAAGACUAAAGCUGAGCAGGAACAUCAUGAUAUAAACCUAAAAACGCAAGAGUUAAACAUAUUGAAAGAACAGAUUUUGAAAGAAAAAGAAAAAGAAGAAGAAAUGAGAGUAAAAGCAAAGAUGGAGAGAGAAGAACUUGAUCAGAUAAAGAGUGAACUGGAGAGAGAGAAAACUGAAAUAGAUCAUGAGCAGAAGAAAAUGGAUGAUGACAGGAAGAUGAUUGAACAGGAAAGAAAUGACCUGGAGAAGAUGAGGACUCAAAUAAUGACACAAAGACAGCAAAUGGAAGAAGACAUGAGAGAGGCAAUCCAACUAGAGAGAUCAGCACUUGACCAGAAAAUACAAAAGAUUGAUCUAGAAAAGGACACAAUUGAAAAAAACAAAGAAAUAAUUAAAAAAUUAAUGGAUGAGGUGGAGGAACAGAGACAUGAUAUUACAAUCCAGAAAGAAGAGCUUGACCUUGAGAAACAAAAGAUCACAGAUGAAAGGGAUAUUCUGGCUGAAAGAAAGAAUAAACUGCAAAAUGAAGUUGAACGAAUCAGAUAUAUGGAGGAGGAAAUAAAGAAGGAAAGAGAAAAACUGAAGGAAAUGGAAGCUCAUCUACAAAUGGACAAAGAAUUAAUUGAAAGUGUCAUUGAAGAAACAAAGAGACAAAAAGAGGAUCAGGAAAAAACAAGAACAAACACAAAUCAACAAGAAGAAGAGCUGAGGAAAAACAGAGACCUUCUAGAACAGGAAAGAGAAGAAAUUAAUAAUAAAUGGACACAAUUACAGCAGAGAAUUGAUGAAUUUGAUGCUCAAGUCAGAAAACAGAAGGAAGAGGAUAUACCAGAACAGAAGAAGAUGGACAAAGAAAGAAAAAGUCUAGAAAAAUCCAAAGCUGAGAUCCAGGAGUUAAAGACUAAAGCUGAGCAGGAACAUCAUGAUAUAAACCUAAAAGCACAAGAGUUAAAGAUAUUGAAAGAACAGAUUUUGAAAGAAGAAGAGAAAGAAGAAGAAAUGAGAGUAAAAGCAAAGAUGGAGAGAGAAGAACUUGAUCAGAUAAAGAGUGACCUGGAGAGAGAGAAAACUGAAAUAUUUCAUGAGCGGAAGAAAAUGGAUGAUGACAGGAAGAUGAUUGAACACGAAAGAAAGGACCUGGAGAAGAUGAGGACUCAAAUAAUGACACAAAGACAGCAAAUGGAAGAAGACAUGAGAGAGGCAAUCCAACUAGAGAGAUCAGCACUUGACCAGAAAAUACAAAAGAUUGAUCUAGAAAAAGACAACAUUGAAAAGAACAAAGAAAUAAUAAAAAAAAUAAUGGAUGAGGUGGAGGAACAGAGACAUGGUAUUACAAUCCAGAAAGAAGAGCUUGACCUUGAGAAACAAAAGAUCACAGAUGAAAAAUAUAUUCUGGCUCAAAGAAAGACUGAACUGCAAAAUGAAGUUAAACGAAUCAGAUAUAUGGAGGAGGAAAUAAAGAAGGAAAGAGAAAAACUGAAGGAAAUGGAAGCUCAUCUACAAAAGGACAAAGAAUUAAUUGAAAGUGUCAUUGAAGAAACAAAGAGACAAAAAGAGGAUCUGGAAAAGAUGAGGACAAACAUAAAUGAACAAAAACAAGAGUUGAAGAAUUGCAGAGACCUUCUAGAACAGGAAAGAGAAGAAAUGAAUAAUAAAUGGACACAAUUACAGCAGAGAAUUGAUGAAGUUGAUGCUCAAGUCAGAAAACAGAAGGAAGAGGAUAUAACAGAACAGAAGAAGCUGGAAGAAGAAAGAAAAAGUCUAGAAAAAUCCAAAGCUGAGAUCCUAGAGGUGAAAACUAAAGCUGAGCAGCAACAUCAUGAUAUAAACCUAAAAACACAAGAGUUAAACACACUGCAAGGACAGAUUAUGAAAGAAAAAGAGAAAGAAGAAGAAAUGACAGUAAGAGCAAAGAUGGAGAGAGAAGAACUUGAUCAGAUAAAGAGUGAACUGGAGAGAGAGAAAACUGAAAUAGAUAAUGAGCAGAAGAAAAUGGAUGAUGACAGGAAGAUGAUUGAACAGGAAAGAAAGGACCUGGAGAAGAUGAGGACUCAAAUAAUGACACAAAGACAGCAAAUGGAAGAAGACAUGAGAGAGGCAAUCCAACUAGAGAGAUCAGCACUUGACCAGAAAAUACAAAAGAUUGAUCUAGAAAAGGACACAAUUGAAAAGAACAAAGAAAUAAUUCAAAAAUUAAUGGAUGAGGUGGAGGAACAGAGACAUGAUAUUACAAUCCAGAAAGAAGAGCUUGACCUUGAGAAACAAAAGAUCACUGAUGAAAAAGAUCUUCUGGCUGAAAGAAAGAAUAAACUGCAAAAUGAA
Messenger RNA from Rhinichthys klamathensis goyatoka, 3506 nucleotides. RefSeq names its product trichohyalin-like. The record is from RefSeq and is a predicted model, not a curated record. The annotation marks the transcript as partial. The transcript has a single exon. NCBI's taxonomy places the organism in Eukaryota, Metazoa, Chordata, Actinopteri, Cypriniformes, Leuciscidae.